AUGGCACCACACGACAGUACAGCAUACCCGAUAUCUUCGAAUUCUCGCAAUAAAUUAAAAACUUUUCGCUAUCAGGACGACGAGGUGGCUUCGGACACAACGACCUCGAAACAUGGGGACAAAAGGGCCCACCGGAAUAAGGAGAACCAAAGCUCAUGGCUAAACGGCGUGGUUGAACCGAUGCAGACAUCACCCGAUAAAGCAGAAAGAGCAGAAGCUUCAACUUCAGACGUGUCCGACAAAGAGCAGAAGCCCGUAAAGGAUUGCCCCCAAACACCUGGAAACCGAAUACCUCUAGCAGAUCUCAUCAGCAAUGCCGAAGACUCGUUUAACCCCGCGCCAGGUCCGGAAAUAACCCCUGUUGACCAUGUCAUUUGGCAACAUAUUCCAGCCAGCUCGAAUCCGGAUUCAUCAUCCCAAACCCCCGCGGGACGUCGGAGGAAACGACGCCAUAGCUCAUCUCCUCCUGGAUCUCCAUCAAAAGAUGGUUCGAAUACCGCAAAAGAACCCCUGGAUCUACAAUCCAUCCAAGCGCUUUUCAAGACCCCUCAACAUGAUCUGGCCACGGAGUUAUGGAACAAUUACAUGGACAAGAACAUGGUCGAGAACUCCGAAGACCUUCCGCCUCCUCGUCUCGGCAACCUUCUCUCCUCGUCACCCCAUACACCAGUCUCAGGACGAACGAGUCGUGAUUCCUCUGGAUUAAGGCGAUCCAUUAGCUGCGCUGCUGAAUGGCCAACCUCCAAUGCGAAAAGGAGACGAGUCAACAGACCAGGCCAGGGGAUGUUUUCACGCGCAAAUAGCAAUGUGCUUGACUCUGGGAAGAAUAAAUCAUCAAGAAUCAACUUUCUUCUUGAGAAAAUCGAAAGGAGUCUUCAGCCAGCUCAGCCAGCAAACUCGACGGGACCGCCAAAUUCUUCGCCUUUACGCCAACGCGUGGACGCUGAACGGUGUCGCUCAUCCUCUCCGAUUGCGGACAGGAAGGGUUUAGGGAAUUCGACGGAAGCCCAAGAAGCCCCUGCGGGGAGGAAUAAGAUUCGUGCUCUUCCGGCGCCAAUUAUUGAAGAAUCUUCAUCCGACUUUGGGGAUGAUGAUCUCGACCAGGACUUUAUGGACCUGGCAGCCGUCUCGGAAGAUCCAUUUGUUACGGCUCCGGCUAGCCGUACAAGUCAUAAUGAGUUUGGAUGUCUAGGGUCUUCUGGGUGGUCAAAUGUCAUACAAGAAAAGCCACAUUCUAGCCAUCCCAAACAACCACCUACUGCCGAUACUAAGCCGCCAAUUGUGCAUACAAUCACGAAUAACGAAACCAAACCUGACGACUCAGAGGAUUUUGACGACGACUUCGGUGACUUUGACGAUGAUAUCCUUGCGGCAUGUGAUGCAAAGUCGAAUGAAAUUGAUUAUACCAAACCAGCCACCGAGAAUAAACAGGCUGUGAAAGGGCUGGACCCGUCCCCUGUUGCCCCGAUGGCGGGAAUUCGCAGCGGAAAGACGGAAGGUUCGACAGGGGAAUUCUCUGACGACGAUUUUGAUGAUGAUUUUGAUUUUGAUGCCAUCGAACAGACCAUGAAUCAGACAGUUUUGGACACCGCUGAAGGCACCUAUUUUAAUGCAAAAGGACGUAAGCAGCCUGAACAGGUUCUGUCCGUUGAGGAUCAAAGAACCAGUGUCCGCAAGGUCAUUGUUUUGCGUGAGACCUGGUUUGAUACGCCAUGCAGUAAAGAUUCGUCCAUUCAUUUGGUUGGAGAUUUUGACCCGUCCGGGCUCUGUGUCGUGGAUAAUGCAAGUCAUAUGAUCAUCCUCCACCCUGAUCAUCUGAUAUCCGCUACAGUCGUGGCGGACUCAAUUGACUGUCAACGACGAGCUGUCUUACAAGAUCGUAUCAAAGCAUUCUCCCAGCUUGAGCGACCACAGGUCUUCGGAACCAUAUUCCAUGAGGUCUUCCAAGAGGCUUUGAAAGCAAAUCUCUGGGAUACUAAAUCACUCAGAUCUUUAGUGGACACCGUUCUCAAAAGGCAUAUAGAAGAUCUGUACGCUAUCCAGAUGACCGUGCCAGAAGCCACCGAGAAUGUGAUGAGCAAAAUCCCUACAGUGCAAGCCUGGGCAGACGUGUUUCUGCAUGCUAAGCCACAGUCCAACUCCAUGGUCGAGGAUCGUGGCAACACAAAACUCAACUUGAGCAUUAGUAAACUGCUCGAGGUAGAGGAACACGUCUGGUCCCCCAUGUAUGGGUUGAAAGGUAAUAUUGAUGCCACUGUCCAAGCCGUCUGCCGCGACGAGGACGGAGAAAAGAACGUUUUAGUUCCACUUGAACUCAAAACAGGAAAACGGGACACCAAUCAAGGACACAGAGCACAGACGGCUCUAUACACUCUGCUGCUCUCUGAUCGUUACGAUAUUGAUGUGAAAUUUGGCUUACUAUACUAUCUUGAGCUCAACAAGACGUUUAGUAUCCGCGGUAUCCGACAUGAGAUUCUUCAGAUGGUUCAAGUACGGAAUCGUUUGGCGGUCUUUAUCCGAGAGAAAUUACAGCUUCCUCCGAUGCUCAAAAGAGCCCGCAUGUGUAAUAGAUGCUACGCCAAAACUCCUUGUCUAAUUUAUCACAAAUUGUUAGAGGGUGGCGAUGGCGAGACUAGCGCCCUGGGAGACGAUUUCGAUGCAGCCACAGGUCAUUUGACCCAAAAGGAUCGUGACUUUUUUACCAAAUGGGAUGAACUGCUUAACAAAGAAGAAGGCAAUCUGUCAAAAUUCCGACGAGAGCUUUGGACGCUUCUCAGUAGUGAACGCGAGUCUCUCGGCCGUUGCUUUGGCGAUGUUGUUAUCGACCCUCACUCCGCUUUUGAAGACACUAACGGGUCGCGGAUUAACCGGUUUCGAUAUACUUUUACUAAAAAGCAAGCUCCGCCUAGCUUCACAUUUGCCGAAUCUCAAAUUACCGUGGGUGAGCCGAUUGUCGUUUCCGACGAAAAGGGACAUUUCGCUCUAGCCAAUGGCUAUGUGCUUAGUGUGAGCAGGUCAAAUAUCACUGUUGGCGUGGAUCGGAGAUUGCUCAACACUAGAGCGCGUACUGCGGGAUUCCACCCUGUGAACAAUCAGUCAUUCACAGGCAUUAUGGAGGUUGAAAAAGAUGGAGACACGGCCCUUGCCGACCCGCUUGACGAACGAGUCAUUUACCGCAUUGACAAAGAUGAGUUCAGUAAUGGUAUGGCCAAUAUUCGAAACAAUCUCGUCUGUACUAUGGACAAAGACCUAGCCCAAGCAAGACAUCUCCGGCGACUCAUCAUUGAGGGUGAACCGCCUGUGUUCAAACCUUCGGCUUCUGCAUAUACUAUCGCCGACUCGGACAGCCUCAAUGUCGACCAAAAGCACGCUAUCGAGAAAGUCAUGACAGCCCAGGACUACGCCCUUAUCUUGGGAAUGCCUGGCACUGGUAAAACGACAACUAUUGCACACCUCAUCAGGGCACUUGUCAAACAAGGCAAGAGUGUUCUACUAACAUCUUACACCCACACGGCGGUAGACAAUAUCUUACUCAAAAUUCGUGACGAUGAUAUCCGUAUUCUUCGUCUUGGUGCGGCCACUAAGGUUCAUCCAGAAGUCCAAGAAUUUGCCGAUUUGGCAGCAAACCCCAAAGCCACCAUUGAAGAACUGAAAGACUCCUACGAAAAACCCCAAGUCGUGGCAUCAACAUGUCUAGGUGUGAAUCAUCAAAUCUUCAACCAGCGAAUGUUUGAUUAUUGUAUUGUUGACGAGGCAUCGCAAAUCACGCUUCCUGUCUGCUUAGGACCGAUCCGCAUGGCGAGGUCUUUCGUCCUUGUCGGAGACCAUUUCCAACUCCCACCUUUGGUUCAAAGCAAAGCUGCACAGGAAGGCGGGCUUGAUGUUAGCCUUUUCAAGUUGCUUUCGGACACUCAUCCCGAUUCUGUCGUCAAUCUAGAACACCAGUACCGCAUGUGUGAAGAUGUUAUGCUCCUCUCCAACACUCUCAUCUACUCCGGCCGCCUCAAAUGCGGCACACCGGAAGUAGCAGCCCGUGAGCUGGUUGUUCCUGACAUCUCUGCGCUGAAGCAAUUCCACUCCGAUAUCGUUGAUGUCUUUCAAUCAAAUCAUCAGAAGGAAAUGUGUCAAGGGCCAGGCCACAGUCACUGCUGGCUGAAUGACUUGCUGGCACCAUCUGCAAAGGCAUUGUUAGUAAACACUGAUCCCUUAGGCCCAGCAGCUCUCGAAACCGUCCAAGGGCAACGGGUUGUCAACUCCAUGGAGACAAUACUGUGCUCUCAGCUCGUUGAAUCACUUAUCGCUUGUGGUAUUCAAGCCCGCAACAUUGGCGUCAUUACUUUUUACCGCAGCCAGCUCGCUCUGCUCCGUCACAGCCUUUGUCGUUAUGCCCCAGACCUCGAGAUGCACACCACCGACAAAUUCCAAGGUCGCGAUAAAGAGAUUGUUAUCCUUAGCUGUGUCCGCAGCAACUCUGACAACCACGUCGGUGAGCUCAUGCGCGACUGGCGCCGUGUCAACGUUGCGUUCACUCGAGCUCGUACGAAGCUCCUCGUUGUCGGCAGCAGGUCGACUAUGCGCAAUGGCAAUGAACUCCUUCGCAAAUAUGUUAAUCUCGUGGAAAGCAGGGACUGGGUUUACAACUUGCCACCAAACGCAGCGGACAGCCACGUUUUCCAGUCCUCCACACUUGAUACAUCCCGGCUGCCGCUUCCCUCCCCUAGUGCAUCGAAGCGUUCUGGUUCGACGAAGAAGAAGGAAAGUCCCACCAUUAAAAACGAAGGUCGGACUCGGGAUCCACUCAGUCCCCUUGGUCAUCGACAACCUACCUCUGGGCUUCGAGAGCCCGCAAAACGAGGUGCAAAGGUGUUAAAUGGCCAUACAGUCCUGGGCAACAGACCCAUUCUCCAGGAUAUUGUGAAUGACAUUGUCGGCUGA
Messenger RNA from Penicillium angulare, 4935 nucleotides. RefSeq names its product bifunctional ATP-dependent DNA helicase/ssDNA endodeoxyribonuclease DNA2. Gene Ontology annotation, molecular function: single-stranded DNA helicase activity; 5'-flap endonuclease activity. Gene Ontology annotation, biological process: replication fork reversal. The transcript is spliced from 5 exons. Gene Ontology annotation, cellular component: cytoplasm. NCBI's taxonomy places the organism in Eukaryota, Fungi, Ascomycota, Eurotiomycetes, Eurotiales, Aspergillaceae. The record is from RefSeq and is a predicted model, not a curated record. Bases 1 to 4935 code for a protein of 1644 amino acids.